AUGGCGUCGGAUCCCUCCAAGUAUAAGCUAAACCACACCAUGAUCCGGGUCAAGGACCCAAAGAGAUCGGUGGAGUUCUACAAAUUCCUUGGCUUCAAUCAGAUCCAGCAGCUUGACUUCCCCGAAAACAAGUUCUCGCUUUACUUCCUCGCCUACAAUGGCCCCCAUUCUCUGCAAGGUGAUCGUCACUGGACGGACCGCAACGCAGUGCUGGAGCUCACCCACAACUACGGCACCGAGAACGACCCCAACUACACCAUCAACAAUGGCAACGUCGAGCCCCACCGGGGAUUCGGCCACAUCGCCAUCUCCGUCGACAAUAUCGAGGCGGCCUGCAAGAGACUCGAGGACGCCGGCUAUCCAUUCCAGAAGAAGCUCACAGAAGGUCGCAUGAAGAACAUCGCCUUUGCCAAAGACCCCGAUGGAUACUGGGUCGAGAUCAUCCCUCUUCGCAACCAGGCCGUCGAUACCACGACGACGGAUCCUGCCACCUACCGUCUGAACCACACCAUGCUGCGGGUCAAGUCCGCCGAGACCAGCCUCAAGUUCUACCAGGAGGUCAUGGGCAUGUCUCUCAUCCACACGAUCGAGAACAAGGAUGCAGCCUUCAACCUCUACUUCCUCGGAUAUCCCCUAUCCAACCCCCCGGUCAAGGAGAACGCUACCAAUCCGCCGACUGAUUGGGAAGGGGUGCUCGAGCUCACCUGGAACUAUGGCACCGAGAAGCAGGAGGGCAAGGUCUACCACGAUGGUAACUCGGAACCUCAAGGCUUCGGUCAUAUUUGUGUCUCCGUCGAUGAUCUCAAUGCCGCCUGCGAUCGGUUUGAGUCUCAGAAAGUGAACUGGAAGAAGCGGUUGACCGACGGACGGAUGAAAAAUGUGGCUUUCAUUCUCGACCCUGAUGGAUACUGGAUCGAGGUGAUCCAGAACGAGACGAUCAAGCGCACCAGCAACUGGUAG
Molecule: messenger RNA, 960 nt
Organism: Aspergillus clavatus NRRL 1
Lineage: Eukaryota; Fungi; Ascomycota; Eurotiomycetes; Eurotiales; Aspergillaceae
Product: lactoylglutathione lyase GLO1
Exons: 4
Coding region: 1-960 (319 amino acids)
Molecular function (GO): metal ion binding; lactoylglutathione lyase activity
Source: RefSeq, a predicted model, not a curated record